This is a messenger RNA of Staurois parvus, 275 nucleotides long. The record is from the annotation of a GenBank genome assembly. Lineage: Eukaryota; Metazoa; Chordata; Amphibia; Anura; Ranidae.
AGCAGGGGCGAACUGACCAUUUGGAAACUCGGGCACUGCCCGAGGGCCCAGGGUCAGUAGGGGCCCCCAUGAGAUGCCCCUGGUACCUUUUUCAUAGGCUUUUUUGAGUUUGGGCAAGGACACAGGGGCCUCAUGAUCCCAUAUUGCCCGGGGGCCCCAUGAGUUGUCAGUCCGCCCCUGCCAAGGAGUCCUUCCACCUUGCCCAGGCCACCAUAUACUUUGGUCUGUUGCACUCUAAUAAAGAUACACCUCAUUAUGAGGUUCACACUUACCCA